AUGUCGUCCCAUUUCCUCCGCACCUAUUGCGCUGCUAUGUCAUUUACACGAGUCGUCUCACCAGGCAUAGCCUGUAAAGCGUGUAGAGCUGCAAUUGCGCGCUCUUCCCCAGCAAUACCAGUCAACGGCUUGACGACGCACGCCUCCUGGACCACAUCUUUCGCAUCUCCUCAGCGGUCAUUCACGGCGGCUACGGAUCGGAGAGCAGACAAGCAUAACCCCGCGACCGAAGACCCGGAGUUCGCCUUCUUGGAUAAGAAUGACGGCACGUCUACAACCUCUCCAAAACCCGACAGCACACCUGUCGAACCCACGCAACAACAACCAACACCCACACCCCCCGAGCCAUCCCAAUCCGCUCCUCUGCCAUGGUACCUACAAAACCGGCCGACGCCCACACCCCAACAGCCCGCCUUAAUACCAGACCUCCCGCCAAACCCGCCUCCCCUCUUACCCACUCUCCUAGACUACAUUUCCACCACCGCCGGCCUCGACGACCUCACGCUCUUCGACCUGCGCAACCUGGACCCCCCGCCCGCCCUCGGGCCCAAGCUGAUCAUGGUCCUCGCAACCGCGCGCUCCGAAAAACAUCUCCACGUCUCCGCCGACCGCUUCUGCCGCUAUCUGCGGCGCGAGCACAAGCUGCGCGCCAACGCGGCGGGCUUGCUGGGCAGGAACGAGCUGAAGAUCAAGCUGCGGAGGAAGGCGAAGCGGAUGAAGAUGCUGGCGAAUGUUGGGGGCGCGACGGAAAUACAGGGGAAUCUCGAUGAUGGGAUUCGCACGGGGUGGAUCUGUUGUACGGUGGGGAAGAUUGAGGCGCAUCCGGAGGAUAGCGAGAUGCCGGGGGAUAAUGUGAAGGAGUUUGUGGGGUUCAGGGAAGUCAAGCCCGGGGUUAAUGUCGUGGUGCAGAUGUUCACCGAGGAGAAGCGGGCGGAGAUUGACUUGGAGGCGCUGUGGGGCGGCAUACUGCGGACACAUGAACGGAAAGACAGGAAUGCGGAGGAAGCAUUGAAACAGUUAGAAGAGGACGCUAAUGAAGACGAGGCACAGGUGCAGAUACAAGCCGGAAGAGACGCAGAACAUGCCGCGCAGCAAGUCACUCAACGAGCAGAUACACCACCACCAGCUCCACGAACCGCCCCCUCGCCAACCCAUCAAUUCACCAAGCCACGCCCAACAACCGGCGACGUCUUCCCGCCAGCCUCGCCCUCCAGGCCGCCCUUCGAUCAAAUAAGGCGCCUGCAUACCAUAGGCUUGCGACCCUGACCAAAAGUCAGCAAGCAUGCUCCCAUUACUGUACGAAUAUGUAAAAAUCCAUCCCAUAAUUUUGUUUUGUAGUAGGAUAUUGAGAUCCUGAACAAGGUGCGGUGUUAUAUGUACGCGCGUAUACGACUAGAGGCAAAGCGGAGCGUUAGAGAAAUCUUCGCAUCGUUUCUCUUACCCUCCAUCUUAUGGAACAAGCUCAGCAUAGCAUAGCAUAGCAUAGAUAAAAAU
Messenger RNA from Trematosphaeria pertusa, 1494 nucleotides. RefSeq lists its product as uncharacterized. NCBI's taxonomy places the organism in Eukaryota, Fungi, Ascomycota, Dothideomycetes, Pleosporales, Trematosphaeriaceae. Gene Ontology annotation, cellular component: mitochondrion. The transcript has a single exon. Gene Ontology annotation, biological process: mitochondrial proton-transporting ATP synthase complex assembly; mitochondrial gene expression; mRNA stabilization. Bases 37 to 1266 code for a protein of 409 amino acids. The record is from RefSeq and is a predicted model, not a curated record.